AUGGAGGUCCCAGAGUUCAGCAUCCUUACGCCUAACGCCAUGCUUGGCUAUGGCUACAAUGUCGAGCAUUUCUGGUAUGGCAUACAAAAGUUCAAGCCUGCAGCGAUCAUCGUCGACAGUGGGUCAACAGAUGGGGGCCCUUACAAGCUCGGAAUGAAUAAGAUGACCUGUGGACGGGGCUCUUAUAUUCGUGACCUCGAGCCUAUCCUGACAGCCUGCUUCCAUCAUAAGAUCAAGGUCUUGAUUGGAUCAGUAGGUGGAGAUGGCAGCAACAAACAUGUCCAGGAAAUGUUCGACAUUGUUUCCUCAGUAUCAGAACGUCUCGGAUUCAGCUUCAAGGUCGCCACUAUCAACGCUGGUAUGGACCGAAACUUGAUUAAAUCCAGAAUCCAAAAUCACAAAGUCAGUCCAUGUGGACCUGUGGAGGAGCUAGUUCCAGACGUUGUUGAUGGUGCUGUUGAUAUCGUUGCACAGGUGGGUGCUGAGCCAUUCCUUGAAGCCUUGAAAGGCAACCCAGACAUCGUUCUUGGUGGAAGAUGCUACGACCCUGCACCUUUUGCUGCGUUUUGUCUGUCAAAAGGCAUAUCUAAUGGCGUUGCUUGGCACAUGGGCAAGAUCAUGGAGUGCGGUGGCAUCUGCGCCAUUCCUAAGGGUCGCUCUAUGAUUGCCACCAUGCGCUACGAUUCUUUCGACUUGACUCCAUUAGCACCCGAGGAGAGAUGCACGCCUCUUUCUGUUGCAGCACAUACCUUGUACGAAAAGACACGACCAGACCGUCUACCUGGCCCAGGUGGUGUUCUCAGCCUUGACAAUGCAAAGUAUGAGCAGAUAACUGACAAGACAACACGUGUAUCUGGUGCUCAAUUCUUGGAGACACCAUACCAGGUGAAGCUCGAGGGCGUUACCUUCCUGGGAUAUCGAACUAUCUUUAUUGGCGGUAUCAGAGAUCCAAUUCUUAUCAGCCAGAUCGAUGAUUUCCUUGAGCGUGUGCGAAAGUACACCCAAAACUUAUUUCCCGAGUUAGAUCAGUCAGACAGCUGCCGCCUCAUCUAUCACGUCUAUGGCAAGAACGGUGUCAUGGGCCCAUUGGAGACACAGGCUGUUAGCAGCCCUCACGAGAUCGCUGUUCUAGGCGAAGUCGUUGCUCCUACGCAGGACAUGGCUUAUACCAUUGCCAACAAUGCACGAGCUUCUAUCCUCCACUUCUCAUACCCUGGCCAGAUUGCCACAACCGGUAAUUUUGCUAGCCCAUUGUCACCUCAUGAGCAAGAUGCCGGUGCUGUUUUCAAGUUCAGCGUGUACCACCUUGUCGACCUUGAAGCUGGCGAGUCGUCUUCACUCUUUCCCGUUACAUUCAGGGAUAUCAACUCCACUGCCAGUCCAGCACCCGUGGCUUCAGUUUCUCGAGAGCGCCUAGAGGCUCUGGAGAACGGUUCUCUUGCACCAAUCGAGAAGAAGCAAGUUCCGUCCAGAAAAGCAAAGAUGCAAGAGCUCGCUCGUAUCAUCCGUUCCAAGAACUCAGGCCCAUUCGAGAUGACGUUCGAUAUCAUGUUCGACGAUGAGGCUGUCUACAGGAGAGUCAGGGAUGCCAAUGUCCUCACCAACGAUGUGAUCCAGUCUCUGUACCACGUGGAAAACAGCGAGAUCUUGACCAACAUGUUUUUUGAACCUGCUCUUGCCUGGAAGUGCACCAUCAAGAGACCUUGGGCUCAAGGCAGUGUCGGCGAGAGAGAUACUCUGGGAACACAACAACACGCGCUGCUUUUGGGAAUCGAGGUCCCUGAGGCCAGCACAACAGAGGCUGCCACCAAUGGUACUCACAGUGACGCGGCUCACGUGAAUGGUGUCAAUGGUGUAGACAGUGUCAGGGAGGUCAACGGUACCAAUGGUCUGACGCAUGUCCCCCAACCAGACCUGAACGGACAUUCUGCAUCAACUGCCAAUUCUAGCUUCGAUCGAUCCAGCUUCCUCUCUCGCGAUGUCGUAAACGAGAUCUGGAAUGGUCUUUCGCUCCCCUCAAACGCCCUGAAGUCCCUGAAACUUCCUGGUGAUGAUGGCAAGCCAGCUCUCCCUUCCUCCUACAAGAUUGGAACUCUGGCACAAGGCACCAUUGCUCUGUCUGGGCUCCUGGCGGCUCUCAUCCAUUCUCUGCGAAACCAAGGUCCUGUGCCAAAGGUAACCGUGCCUCAAAAGCACUCUGUCAUUGAAUUCAAGUCUGAACGGCUUUACAUGCUCAACGGAGAGCCUGCUCCUUCUCCCUGGGGACCCAUUGGAGGUCUACACAAGACCUCAGAUGGACACGUCCGUAUCCAUGACUCGUUUCCUAACCAUGGAUAUGGAGCUCUGGAGCUAUUGGGUCUUCCAGUGACUGCAAGCCGCAUCGAUGUGACCAAGAAGACACAAGACUGGGCGAGCAUCGAUCUCGAGUCUGUCGGUUUAGAGCAUCGCUUGGCGAUUUAUGCUCUGCGCUCAUAUCGCCAAUGGGACAUGUUGCCUCAAUCUAAGGCAAUUGACGAUUUCCCCAUUUCUCUAACGAGAAUUGCUUCAGGCCCAGCUGGACUAUCUCCUCAUCUUACACCAGGCAACGACAAGUGUCUUCGAGGUCUGCGAGUCGUUGAGAUGAGCCGAGUCAUCGCUGCACCCUUGGCCGGCAAGACCUUGGCUGCCCAUGGCGCUGAUGUCAUCUGGAUAACAUGUCCUGGACUCCCUGAUCUGCCUACUAUGGACCGCGAUCUUGGCCGAGGGAAGCGCACUGUUCACAUAGACGUCAACAACGUUGAGGAUCGUCAAAAGUUGAGAGAGCUUAUCAAGUCGUGUGAUGUAUUUAUCCAAGGCUUCCGUCCUGGCAGUCUUGCCGCCAAGGGAUUCGGUCCGGAGGAGAUUGUAGGUCUUAACCCAGGCAUCGUCUAUGGUUGUAUGUCUGCGUUCGGUCCCAAGGGACCUUGGUCUGAGAGACGCGGUUAUGAUUCUCUUAUCCAGACAUGCUCGGGUAUGAACAUUUCAGAGGCUGAGCAUUACGGCGCCGGCGAAGUGGCUCGCCCGACACCGUGUCAAGCAUUGGACCACGCCGGUGGUUAUUUACUGGCUUCUGGUAUUAUGGCAGCUUUGUAUCGACGAUCCGUUCAAGGAGGGUCGUAUCGCGUUGACGUGUCACUGGCUGGUACCAUGAAAUAUCUCCGCAGCAUGGGUCAAUAUCCCGGCAAGUCCGGGUUCGGGGUUGGCGAUUACGAGAAGCCUUCUGAUAUGAAGGAGUAUUUGGAAACCCGUCAAACGGGAUUUGGCGAAUUGAGGGCCGUUCGGCACAGUGUAAGUGUGGAUGGUGCUGAGCCUUCUUGGGAUGUGAUGCCAAACCCGCUGGGAAGCGACGAAGCUCGAUGGCUGUAA
This is a messenger RNA of Fusarium odoratissimum NRRL 54006, 3384 nucleotides long. RefSeq lists its product as uncharacterized. The transcript has 3 exons. Gene Ontology annotation, molecular function: catalytic activity. The record is from RefSeq and is a predicted model, not a curated record. Bases 1 to 3384 code for a protein of 1127 amino acids. Lineage: Eukaryota; Fungi; Ascomycota; Sordariomycetes; Hypocreales; Nectriaceae.